AUGAAAACUGUUGGAAAUUAUAUUUUAUGAGAUAAAAUCGGAGAAGGAGCUUUUGGAGCUGUCUAUCUUGUCAGAUCCAAAAAUAAACCUAAAUCCAAUCAUAAAUUCAGACAUAUACUAAAAUAAAGAUCUCAAAAUUGCUUGCAAACAGAUGAAGCUUAAAAGUUUAAAAGGAGGAUUGAGAAAAUACCUUUAUCGAGAGAUUGGUAUCAUGAAACAGAUAAAUCAUCCUAAUAUUAUGAGGCUGACUGAUACACAGCAAACUAAGAGUAGUAUCUACAUCUUUAUGAAGUUUUGUAAUGGAGGAGACCUUAGAAGACUUUUACAACUUAGAGGAGGCAAACUCAAAGAAGAUUUUGUCAAGUUAAUUAUUAGCCAAAUUGCUUCAGGCCUUCAUUAUCUCAAUGAGAAUAAAAUUAUGCAUAGAGACCUUAAGCUCGAUAACAUUAUGAUUAAUUUUCCAUCGUUUACUUCAGAUGGGGCUGUUCCUGAUGAGUAUAUCCAGGAAUUUAAUCAUGAAAUUGAAGAGAUUGAAGUCAUCAUUGGAGACUUGGGGUUUGCAAAAUCAAUGCCAGACGAUAACACUACUGACUCUUACUGAGGAACUCCUACCAACAUGGCUCCUGAAAUAAUGAACGAAUUUUCUUACAACUCCAAAGUUGAUAUAUGGUCAGUCGGUACUAUAAUUUAUGAACUGCUUAUUGGUUUCCCUCCUUUUGAUGGGUGGACUACUCGUGAUCUCAAGAAGAAAGUUAACAAAGGAGAUUAUGGAAUUCCUAAGGGAAUUAAGCUCUCACUUUCAUGAGUUGACCUACUCAGUAAAUGCCUCAAAUUCGAACCAAAGAAGAGAAUUUCACAUAUAGAACUCUCAGAACAUUCAUUUAUUCAAAUUGAAGAUACAGCUGAGAAUAUGCCAAUUGCUGUCAGUAAAUGUCCAGAGGUAAAUGGAGCCCCUGUAAUACCUGAUUUUGGAUUUGCAGUUUCGGAUAAGAAUGCACAAACAAAUGGAGAAACUGAGGAAGAUUUUGCCAAACUCUUCUGAUUUAUUAGACCAAUCUUAAGCUCUAAAUCUACUCGUGACAUCCAAAAUAAUGACUUAAUGAAUAAAAUCUAUUCUGAUGGAGCAGAGUCCUCUGUGGACUCAGAGGACUCUGACAAAGAAGAGGGUAAGCAUUAUGAAGAGAGCAACCUAUGCGAAAUUGAACAUAGCAGAUUUAUAGAAAUCAACCUUCCCCUUGCUUGUAAAAGUAAGAAGGAUACCUCUUCUGGUAAAAAUAAUUCAGAAGAGUUUAAAGAAAGUGACCAUACAGAGAAUUUAAAAGAGCAUAAAGUCUCUGAAAUUGAAAAGAAGACCCAAUUGGACACUAAGUUGCCAAAAGAGAAAGAAGCUUCAAAGCUUGGAGUUAAGCAAAAGCCUAUACAGAAAAAGAAGAAUAACUUUUUGAGUAUGAGUGCUGUAAAUCAAAAUUAUGCUGAUGGCAAAGCAUUGAAAGUCGAAAAAUUGUCUGAAGAGAACAAUAUCGAAACAGAUUUUGAUAUAAUAGAAGAUGAUUAUGCUGUGGUAAAUAAGCCAGAAGGGCUUAGCCUUUCAAUGUUCCAGAGUAACUAUUUCGGAGGUGGAUCUGAUACAAAAUCCUCUUCAAAUUCAAAGAUUGAUGAUAACUAUGUAUUGGUGACUUCAAGCGAAAUUAAAAAUAUGCCAUCGAAUAACCUACAGGGUUCUACAAGUUCUUAA
Moneuplotes crassus is the source of this 1735-nucleotide messenger RNA. NCBI's taxonomy places the organism in Eukaryota, Ciliophora, Spirotrichea, Euplotida, Euplotidae. The record is from the annotation of a GenBank genome assembly.